AUGGUUGGCCCAUUGGAUGCUAUGCGGGAACGGAUGGAGUCUGAGUGGACGUUAUCAUGGUUGGCCCAUUGGAUGCUAUGCGGGAACGGAUGGAGUCUGCGUGGACGUUACCAUGGUUGGCCCCUGGGCUGCUUGCAACGCGUGCGAGAACGCCUUGAUGGUGGGAAGAAAAGCGGGAACCAACAUCUGCAGACAUGUGCAACCACUGCAAGACAUGUGCAAGAAGGAGCGUGGAAGCUCAAGAUGAAGAAGGGCAAGGACAAGGUGCGUAUCCUCAAGAAGAAGAAGGCCGGGAGCGGGAACGAAGCCGUGCAGGCUCGCCUGCAUGGUGUCCCAGGUGCGUGGUCUCAGUCGAAGAAGGCGGAGGCAGGGACGAGGCCGGCGCAAUAUGGGGUUCCAGGCGCGUGGUCUCAGCCCGAAGAAGGCGGAGGCGGGGACGAGGCGGGGACGAGGCCGGAGCGCUUAUCCUCGACCGACGUGGAAUCCCAGGUACGCGAUCUCGGCCCGAAGAAGGUGAAGGUGGGGUGCUUGAAGCCAGAAGAAGGCGAGCUUCAAGAGGAGGCGACAACAAGCUCGAAGGACUUACUCUCAGAAUACGUUCUCGGCGCGUGGUCUCAACCUGAAGAAGACAGAGGCGGCGACAAGGUGCGCGGUCUCAACUUGAAGAGGAUGGAGGCGGGAACCAGGCCGGAGCACUUCUCCUCAACCAACAUCGGGUCCGAGGUGCGUGGUCUCAACUCGAACAGGUGCAUGGUUUCAUCUUGGAGAAAAGAGAAAGGACGAGGCCUCAACCAAUAUGAGGCGUGGAAGCUCAAGAUGAAGAAGGGCAAGGACAAGGUGCGUAUCCUCAAGAAGAAGAAGGCCGGGAGCGGGAACGAAGCCGUGCAGGCUCGCCUGCAUGGUGUCCCAGGUGCGUGGUCUCAGUCGAAGAAGGCGGAGGCAGGGACGAGGCGGGAGCGCUUAUCCUCAACCAAUAUGGGGUCCCAGGUGCGUGCUCUCGCGGACCAGGCGGGGACGAGGCCGGAGCGCUUAUCCUCGACCAACGUGGAGUCCCAGGUACGCGAUCUCGGCCCGAAGAAGGGGAAGGUGGGGUGCUUGAAGCCAGAAGAAGGCGAGCUUAAAGAGGAGGCGACAACAAGCUCGAAGGACUUACUCUCAGAAUACGUUCUCGGCGCGUGGUCUCAACCUGAAGAAGACAGAGGCGGCGACAAGGUGCGCGGUCUCAACUUGAAGAGGAUGGAGGCGGGAACCAGGCCGGAGCACUUCUCCUCAACCAAUAUCGGGUCCGAGGUGCGUGGUCUCAACUCGAACAGGAGAAAAGAGAAAGGACGAGGCCUCAACCAAUAUGAGGAAGCUCAAGCUGAAGAAGACAGAGGUAAGAACGAGGUGUGGAAGUUCAAGCUGAAGAAGACAGAGGCGUGGAAGCUCAAGCUGAAGAAGGGCAAGGACAAGGUGCGUAUCCUCAAGAAGAAAAAGGCCGGCAGCGGGAACGAAGCUGUGCAGGCUCGCCUGCAUGGUGUCCCAGGUGCGUGGUCUCAGUCGAAGAAGGCGGAGGCAGGGACGAGGCCGGCGCAAUAUGGGGUUCCAGGCGCGUGGUGUCAGCCCGAAGAAGGCGGAGGCGGGGACGAGGUACGCGAUCUCGGCCCGAAGAAGGUGAAGGUGGGGUGCUUGAAGCCAGAAGAAGGCGAGCUUCAAGAGGAGGCGACAACAGGCUCGAAGGACUUACUCUCAGAAUACGUUCUCGGCGCGUGGUCUCAACCUGAAGAAGACGGAGGCGGCGACAAGGUGCGCGGUCUCAACUUGAAGAGGAUGGAGGCGGGAACCAGGCCGGAGCACUUCUCCUCAACCAAUAUCGGGUCCGAGGUGCGUGGUCUCAACUCGAACAGGAAGCUCAAGCUGAAGAAGACAGAGGUAAGAACGAGGCCGGGUGUGGAAGUUCAAGCCGAAGAAGACACAGGUAGGGACAAGGCCGGGGGGGGGCUCAUCCUCAACCAGUGGAAGCUCAAGCUGAAGAAGGGCAAGGACAAGGUGCGUAUCCUCAAGAAGAAAAAGGCCGGGAGCGGGAACGACGCCGUGCAGGCUCGCCUGCAUGGUGUCCCAGGUGCGUGGUCUCAGUCGAAGAAGGCGGAGGCAGGGACGAGGCCGGAGCACUUAUCCUCACCCAAUAUGGGGUCCCAGGUGCGUGGUCUCAGCCCGAAGAAGGCGACGAGGUGCGAAAGCGGAGGCGGGGACGAGGCCGGAGCGCUUAUCCUCGACCAACGUGGAGUACCAGGUACGCGAUCUCGGCCCGAAGAAGGUGAAGGUGGGGACGAGGGCGGAGCACUUAUCCUCAACCGAUAUGGGCUCCUAGGUGCGUGCCCUACCGCAGCGUGCAGCAGUGCCAGGUGCUUGAAGCCAGAAGAAGGCGAGCUUCAAGAGGAGGCGACAACAAGCUCGAAGGACUUACUCUCAGAAUACGUUCUCGGCGCGUGGUCUCAACCUGAAGAAGACAGAGGCGGCGACAAGGCCGGAUCGCCUAUCCUCAACUGUCAUGGGUUCCCAUGUUCGUGGUCUGGAGAGAACAGAAGCCGAGACCAGGCCGGAGUGCCUAUCCUCAAUCAAUAUGGGGUCCCAGGUGCGCGGUCUCAACUUGAAGAGGAUGGAGGCGGGAACCAGGCCGGAGCACUUCUCCUCAACCAAUAG
This is a messenger RNA of Symbiodinium sp. CCMP2592, 2682 nucleotides long. Lineage: Eukaryota; Dinophyceae; Suessiales; Symbiodiniaceae. The record is from the annotation of a GenBank genome assembly.